Molecule: messenger RNA, 2133 nt
Organism: Armigeres subalbatus
Lineage: Eukaryota; Metazoa; Arthropoda; Insecta; Diptera; Culicidae
Exons: 1
Coding region: 1-2133 (710 amino acids)
Biological process (GO): DNA integration
Molecular function (GO): nucleic acid binding
Source: RefSeq, a predicted model, not a curated record
AUGUGGAAACCCUACAAAGAUGUGUUUAUCUUCGAAGUAAAUGUGAAAGAUGAUAUGAAGAAACUCUUGACACAGCAAGCUGUACCAACUAAGCGACAAGUGCUGAGACUGGUGAUGUCGCUGUUCGAUCCGUAUGGUUUCAUAGCUCAUUUUCUUGUCCACGGAAAAAUUCUGAUGCAGCAUAUUUGGAGGUCUGGUACAGAUUGGGAUGACGAAAUCACACCGGAGCUGUAUAGGAUGUGGGGUGACUGGACACGGCUGUUGGUGCACUUGCAAGAAGUUGAAGUUCCACGUUGUUUCUCGGGCGUCACAAGCAGAGAAAUGCCCAUCACCUCCAUUCAGCUGCACAUAUUUGUUGAUGCAAGUGAGUUAGCGUACGCAUGCGCAGUCUACUCUCGAAUUGUGCAAGCUGGAGAAGUGCGAUGUGUACUUGUUGCGGCCAAAACGAAGGUGGCUCCAUUGAAACCGUUAUCCAUUCCACGGCUCGAACUUCAAGCUUGUAUUAUUGGAUGCCGCUUGAUAGAAACAAUUUGCUCGGCUCUGAAUCUUGCUGUAGAGGCACGAUACUUUUGGACAGAUUCAACAACCGUUCUAUCCUGGAUCAAAUCCGAUAGCAGAAGGUACCAUCCCUAUGUGGCGUUCCGGGUAGGCGAAAUCCUUAAUACUUCCAACGUGGACGAAUGGUAUUAUGUUCCGUCAAAACAGAAUGUAGCUGAUGAGGCCACAAAGUGGGGAAAUGGAAUUGAAUUCACCCCAACCAAUCGCUGGUAUACUGGAGAGCCCUUCCUAUACCAACCACAAUCCAAAUGGCCAAAGCAGCUCAAACAACAAUGGAAUACGAAAGAAGAAUUACGAGCCGCCUUCCACCUUCAUCGAAGCUUACCACAACCAAUCUUUGAUGUGAGUAGAUUCUCUAACUGGAAUCGUCUAUUACGCACGGCAGCGUUUGUACAUCGUGCAGUACAGACUUUUCGUGGCGGUAGGAUUGUCGGAGAUUUAACCAGUGACGAGCUUCUGCAGGCUGAAAACACCCUGUGGUGCCAAGCACAAUCUGACACCUACCCAGAUGAAUAUAAUGUUUUGAAGUAUAACUUGACACACCCCAACGAAACGCCAAAGCUUCUGGAAAAGACCAGUAAGAUAAUUCAGGAGUCACCUUUCAUGGAUGAUGCUGGAGUAAUAAGGAUGAAUAGCAGAAUUUCUCUAGCACCUUCCAUUCCAUUUGAAACCAAAUACCCAGUAAUUCUACCGAAAGAGCACCUCCUGACACGCCUCGUUGUGGACAGCUACCACAGACGGUUCCUACACAUGUACAACGACACAGUUUUCAACGAAAUUCGUCAACGCUUCAGAAUUCCGCAAUUGCGUCAAGUCAUCAAGCGAAUCUCCAAAGAUUGUCAACGUUGUAAAAUUAAGAAAGCCGUUCCACAUUUGCCAAUGAUGGCGCCUCUUCCGGCGGUCCGCCUCACACCACACAUUCGUCCAUUUAACUACACCGGUUUAGAUUAUUUUGGACCAAUCAUGGUGAAACAAGGUCGGAGCUUGGUGAAGCGUUGGGUCUGGGUGGCGCUAUUCACAUGCCUCACCAUAAGAGCAGUGCAUCUGGAGAUCGUCCACAGCCUCUCGACACACUCUUGCGUUAUGGCGAUUCGAAGAUUUGUAAAUCGUAGAGGAUCUCCCGCUGCGUUUUAUUCCGAUAAUGGAACCUGUUUCAAGGGUGCCAACAAUAUCUUGACUGCGCAGAUUCAGGAUAUUCAUGAAAAUUGUGCAGUAACGUUCACAAAUGCAAGAACGACUUGGCAUUUCAACCCACCAUCUGCUCCACACAUGGGAGGGUGCUGGGAGCGAAUGGUCCGUUCGGUCAAAGCAGCAAUAGCGGUAAUAGCCGAACACCCACGACAUCCAAAUGAUGAAGCCUUGGAGACCAUAGUGUUAGAAGCGGAAGCGGUGGUCAAUUCACGUCCUCUGACGUACAUCCCAAUACACAACGCAGAGCAAGAAGCUCUCACACCGACCCACUUUCUUCUUCAUGGCACACAGGGAAUUGUUCAACCAAGAAUGGCGUUUGUGGUGGAGGGAUCAGCGUUACGCGACAGCUGGAAGCUUACAAUUCUGGAGAAGGUGGGUACAUGA